Molecule: messenger RNA, 1802 nt
Organism: Pipistrellus kuhlii (Kuhl's pipistrelle)
Lineage: Eukaryota; Metazoa; Chordata; Mammalia; Chiroptera; Vespertilionidae
Gene: GPR143
Product: G protein-coupled receptor 143
Exons: 9
Coding region: 158-1435 (425 amino acids)
Biological process (GO): regulation of calcium-mediated signaling; G protein-coupled receptor signaling pathway; melanosome organization
Cellular component (GO): plasma membrane; melanosome membrane
Molecular function (GO): L-DOPA binding; dopamine binding; L-DOPA receptor activity
Source: RefSeq, a predicted model, not a curated record
CCCCCACCGCGCCUUUUCUGCAAAGUCCAGCGUGGGGAGGGGGGCGGAGAGGAGGGGAAGCCCAGAGCACAUGAUGCCCCCCGCCGGGCCGGGCCGGCGCACAUGACCCAGGCGGCCCGCGGGUCCUGGCAGACCUGGGCCGCGGCUACGGCACGACAUGGCCUCCCCGCGCCUCGGGACCUUCUGCUGCCCCACGCGGGACGCCGCCACGCAGCUCGUGCUGGGCUUCCAGCCGCGCGCCUUCAACGCUCUGUGCCUGGGCAGCGGCGCGCUCCGCCUGGCGCUCGGCCUCCUGCAGCUGCUGCCCCGGCGCCGGCCCGCGGCCCCCGCCGGGUCCCCCCCCUCCCUGCCGCCGGCCCGCGCCCCCGCCUCCACCCGAAUCCUGCGCGCCGCCCUGGCCUGCGACGUGCUCGGCUGCCUGGGUAUCGUGGUCCGCGCGGCGGUGUGGCUGGGACUCCCUGACUUCGUUCAGAACCUGUCUGUGGGGAAUGGGACAGACAUCUGGCCUGCCGCCUUCUGCGUGGGGAGUGCGGUGUGGAUCCAGCUGUUCUACAGCACCUGCUUUUGGUGGCUGUUCUGCUACGCGGUGGACGCCUACCUGGUGAUCCGGAGGUCAUCGGGGCUGAGCAUCAUCCUGCUCUACCACCUCAUGGCCUGGGGCCUGGCCGCGCUGCUCUGCGCCGAGGGCCUGCUCAUGCUCUACUACCCGUCCCUGUCCAGGUGUGAGCGGGGCCUGGAGCACGCCGUCCCGCACUACGUGAGCGCCUACCUGCCGCUGCUGCUCGUGCUGCUGGCCAACCCCGUGCUGUUCGGCAAGACGCUCUCAGCAGUGGCCUCGCUACUCAAAGGGCGGCAGGGCGUGUACUCGGAGAAGGAGAGGCGCAUGGGCGCCAUGAUCAAGACCCGCUUCUUCAAAAUCAUGCUGGUCGUCGUCGUCUGCUGGUUGUCCAACAUCAUUAAUGAAAGCCUCCUCUUCUACCUGGAGAUGCAACCGGACGUCGAAGGAGGCGCUUUGAAAUAUGUCAGAAAUGCGGCCAAGACCACGUGGUUUAUUAUGGGCAUUCUGAAUCCCGCCCAGGGCUUCCUCCUGUCGCUGGCCUUCUACGGCUGGACCGGAUGCCGCCUGGACUUCCAGUCUCCCCGGAAGGAGAUCCAGUGGGAGCCCAUGACCAGCUCAGCCGCCGAACGGGCCUGCCCGGCCCACCAGGGCCCCUGCGUGCCCGGGGGCAGCCCCGCUUCCAGGAAGGUUGCACGUGGGGGCGGCCACACGUCAGACGAGGCCCUGAGCAUGCUGUCUGGAGGGCAGCACACCUCGCGGCCUUCUCUCUCCUUCUCUCCAGGGUCCGACGCCAGCACAAUCGAAAUCCACAUCGCAAGCGGGUCCCGCCAGACGAAUGAGGGGGAAGCCGUUCCCAAAAUCCAGGGAGACCUGUGACGGGGAAGGGGCCCGCCCCCCAUCCUCCGACUCUGCAGCCCUCGUUCCUCAGAAGGGCGUCCUCACCUUCCCAGCUCCUCCUCAAGGUGUCCCAUUCCCCGGCUCACUCUCAUCCCCAGGGCAGAGCAUCUUCCCCCGCCUCUUUGUGAAAAGAGUGCGUGCCCUCGGGGCUGAAAGACUGCCUUCUAGGCCAGCGGUUUCCGCCCUCUGCGCCACGGGAGAAUGCACGACACGCAGCUCCUCCCUGCUUAGUCAGGCGCCGGCCUCUUGCCCUUAGUUUGUCAAAUUAAAAAAAUGACAACAGCGACCACAAUAGCCUUCGGGUGUCAUUGAAUCAAACGUAUGGCUGUUUUCUUUGUCAGAUGGG